This is a messenger RNA of Hydra vulgaris (swiftwater hydra), 2731 nucleotides long. The record is from RefSeq and is a predicted model, not a curated record. Lineage: Eukaryota; Metazoa; Cnidaria; Hydrozoa; Anthoathecata; Hydridae.
AAAAGAGAGAAAUCGCAGCAAGAUUUAGUCAACCUUGAAAAGGCAUUUAACAUCAAUUCAGUUCAACGCCAUCCAAACGACCAAGAUAGUGUUGCAGCUUGGUUAAAAGAGUGGCAAAUGAAGGAAAACAAUCCUAUAUUACAUUAUAAAUUACAAGGAGAACCUGAUACAUCCCAUCAGUUUGAAGUCUCAGAUUUUAUUAUAAUCAUACAAACUGAACACCAAAAAAAUAUGUUCCAACAAUUUGGACGUGCAGGAGUUUGUAUUGAUUCUACUCACGGUACAAAUGGUUAUGACUUUCUUUUAACAACAUUAUUAGUGGUUGAUGAAUUAGGUGAGGGUCAACCUGCUGGGUGGUGUUUAGCCACUAGUGAUUCUUUUAAUUUUAUGAAGCUUUUUUUUGGCAAACUAAAAGAAAAUUCUGGUAAUAUUUAUCCCAUUUGGAUAAUGACUGACAUGGCUGCACAAUACUAUGAUGCAUUUUGUAAUGUUUAUACAUGUGCUCCUCUUAAAUUAUGGUGUACAUGGCAUGUGGAUAGAGCAUGGAGAGAUGAAAUUCAUAAAAAAAUAAAAAAUACUGAAAUGGAAGUAGAUGUUUACAAAAGACUUAGAUUUAUUUUACAAUUAAGCGAUCGUAAACUUUUAGAUGAUUAUUUAAACUCAUUCAUGCUUUACUUGCAAUCUUUCACUUUAACUAAAUCAUUUGCUGAAUAUUUUCAAAAAUAUUGGGAAUGCAAGAAGCAUUUUUGGGCAUCAUGUUACAGAAUUGGACAUGGAAUUAAUACUAAUAUGUAUCUCGAAUCAUUUCAUAAGACCUUUAAGUAUAAUUAUCUCAAUGGAAAACAUAAUAAAAGAAUAGAUAACUGCUUGUUUAAAUUAUUAAAAUUCAAUAGAGAUAAAGUGUAUGAAAGGUUAAUAAAAUUAACUAAAGGCAAAAAUAGCUACAAAUUAAAUCUGAUAUAUUCUUGGCAUGUAGCUAGUUUACAUUUAUCUUUAAGUUGUGUUAUUGAGGAAAAAGGAAAAUGGUUUGUACAGUCUGAAAAUAAUAAUGAUCAAUAUGAAGUUAUAAAACAUCAUGAUAUAUGUAAUAUAAUUGGUUGUCUUACAAAGUGCACUGAAUGCCAAGUCUGUUCCCAUUUAUACCACUGUAGCUGUAUGGAUUUUCUAACAAAAAAUAUACCAUGCAAACAUAUUCAUUUAAUUCAUCGUCUAGGAAGUGAAAGUAAAUUAAAAAAAAAUACACUUGUUAGUUUACCUCCAGUUGAUUUGGAAAGCAAAACAAUAUGUAAUGUUUCUGGUGAUGUUCAGACUUUGAAAAGUAAUAUUAUAAAAAAUUUAAUGGGUCUUGUCAAGUUAGUGUCUUCAAGUACAAUUUCGGAAGAAAAAGCUUUAAAAAAUUUGAAUAAAAACAUUUCACAAGCUACAAGUACUUUUCUUAGUUUAAGUGAAAACAUAGUUGAACAAUUUUUCUUAAAAGAAAAUAUACCAUCAAACAAAAAAUUAACAAAACAACCACAGUUUUAUUCAAUAAAAAAAAGAAAAAAAGUUUCCUCUAUCAGAUUAGCUAAACCUUCUAACGAUGAAAUUAAAGAGCUGUUUGAUUUUUCAAAGUGGGACUCAAAGAACAAAGUUGUAGCGCAGACAAAAAUUAUUCCAGAAAAUAAAUGUAAUGAAUUAACAAUAGAGAAGGCGUCAAAAAACGUUGCAGAAUCCAAGUUAUUAUUGCCAGAGCAAAGAAAAGUUUUAGCAUAUUUUGGCUAUUCCAACCCAAUUGUAGCUCAUAUUUUAACAGACAAAGACCUGCAGACUGAUGGAAAACUUCUUCAUGCUGAAGUUAUCAAACAUGACAUCAAUGUCGUAAAAGACUUAGUUAAUCCAGACACAUUUUAAAAACUUCAGAAAAAUGUGCUACAUCUUAAACAAAGUUGGAGUUGUUUGAGUUGUAACAAACCACAAUUUGAAGACAUGAUUGAGUGUGAAGAUUGUUUGACUUGGUACCACUGGAAAUGUAUUUCUCCGGGUAAAGUUAUUACAGAUAAGUGCUGGAUUUGUAGUGAAUGUGACACCAAAAAGUUUUGUAAGCAAGUUACAGACUCUUAACUAUGAAAACAGAGAUCGCAGUUAACAAACUUCUUUUUACAUAAUAUAUACCGUGGUAUCAGCACGACUAUAUACAUAAUUGUUUAAAACUUCUAGAACAUCUUAUCAAAUGAUAAAUUAAGGGCAUUAAUUGAGUCUAAUUUGAACAAUUUGUUAUGUGUCUUUCUUAGAUAUUUAACACUCAGCAUGCGCUUUUUAUUUUACUGAAAUGGCAUGAAUACUUACACAAAGGAGAUAUUAUUGGUUUUAUACAAGGCCGGCACGAUGGAAAAGGAGGGUUCAUUAAGUCGGCAAAUUAACUUCCAAUGGCGACAUUGUGUUUCCUAACAAUUCUAAAUUUUUCUGCAACUAAUUUUAUUAUAUCAAAAGUUGCAUAUUUUGCUAUUCUUGCAUUUACAUUUCUUUUAUGUUGAUUACUGUUGUGUUUGUGCUUUAUUCGACGUCUUUGAUAAUUAGUUCAGUUUUAAACAUUAUCCUCAUUUAAUAGUUUUAACAAUAUAUAUGCCACUGCCAUACUAGAUUCGAAAAAUUUCAAAAAUUUUUUAAACCGCAGUCAUUAAAACGUUUUAAAAUAUUCACAAAAUACGACGUCGUUUGGUUGCAAAAAUUCAUUUUGCCGCAAAAUAUUCUA